UUCAGUUACUCAAGAUGUUGUGGCCCAAGUUAGUUUGUUUCGCAUUGGUCGCUUUGGCUUUUGGCCAGCUUUAUCAAGUGGCCAGCGAGGAGUCCAUCGCCGUUUGUCCUACAAACUUCACCCAGGUGGCCGACAAAUGCUACCUGUUGGACGAUAGAUACAUGAACUUUUACGAGUCGGAUCGUCACUGUCGAUCCGUCAACGCCGGUCUCCUGAGCAUUAAGAAUCCUAUUGAGCUGAAGGCCCUGAAUGAUUGGCUACCGGUUGUUGCACCCUACCAAACGGAGUACUGGACAUCAGGAAACAAGCUGGGUCAGACCAGGAACGAUUACUUCUGGCAGAGCACCGGAGAGCAGGCCCUCUACCUUCCCUGGAACGACGAUCAGCCCACUCCCGCCAGCGGAGAUUGCCUGAAUUUCCUGGCCUGGGUCCACUUGGAUCCUGAGGGAGCCUAUAUGGGUGAUCAUCGCCUGUCUGUGAAGAACUGCAGCCAAUGGGCAAUUCCCAUCUGUGAGGCUCCACUGCAAUACUUCAAGACCCAGCUAUGCCUCAAUACUACUGCUUUCUUCGAGGCAAAGGUACCCGUCUAAAUGUAUAUAAAAGAGCUGUCGUUAAUAAAUCGAUAUUAGAUCAUU
Molecule: messenger RNA, 635 nt
Organism: Drosophila takahashii
Lineage: Eukaryota; Metazoa; Arthropoda; Insecta; Diptera; Drosophilidae
Product: C-type lectin 37Da-like
Source: RefSeq, a predicted model, not a curated record